Tachyglossus aculeatus (Australian echidna) is the source of this 1580-nucleotide messenger RNA. RefSeq names its product carbonic anhydrase 8 (gene CA8). The record is from RefSeq and is a predicted model, not a curated record. The transcript is spliced from 9 exons. NCBI's taxonomy places the organism in Eukaryota, Metazoa, Chordata, Mammalia, Monotremata, Tachyglossidae. Gene Ontology annotation, molecular function: carbonate dehydratase activity; zinc ion binding. Bases 57 to 932 code for a protein of 291 amino acids.
GGAGCGGAGCGGUUUGGACGGGCGGGCUGCGCGACCCGCUCCGCGACCCGCUCCGCAUGGCCGACCAGGGCUUCGUCGACGGGCCGGAGCCCGAGCCGGGCAAGGGCGGGGACCCGCGGCCGGACCAGCAGCAGGGCCUCCACUGGGGCUACGAGGAAGGAGUUGAGUGGGGAUUGGUGUUUCCCGAUGCUAAUGGAGAAUACCAGUCUCCCAUUAACCUGAACUCAAGAGAAGCCAGAUAUGACCCCUCACUGCUGGAAGUGCGUCUGUCUCCAAAUUAUGUAGUGUGUCGUGACUGUGAAGUGACAAAUGAUGGCCAUACAAUUCAAAUCAUCUUCAAGUCAAAAUCAGUCCUAGCAGGUGGGCCAUUGCCUCGAGGGCACGAGUUUGAACUACAUGAAGUUCGAUUUCACUGGGGAAGAGAAAACCAACGAGGCUCUGAACACACUGUUAAUUUCAAAGCAUUCCCUAUGGAGCUCCAUCUCAUCCAUUGGAAUUCUACCCUGUAUAGCAGUAUUGAUGAGGCUGUCGGGAAAACGCAUGGAGUAGCUAUUAUUGCUUUGUUUGUACAGAUAGGAAAAGAGCAUGUUGGCCUUAAGGCAGUGACUGAUAUUCUCCAGGACAUCCAGUACAAAGGCAAGUCCAAAACAAUUCCCUGCUUUAAUCCGAACACUUUAUUACCAGAUCCUCUUCUACGAGAUUAUUGGGUAUAUGAAGGCUCCCUUACAAUCCCGCCCUGCAGCGAAGGUGUUACUUGGAUAUUAUUCAGAUACCCUCUAACCAUAUCCCAGAUUCAGAUAGAAGAAUUUCGUCGACUGAGGACACACAUUAAAGGUGCAGAGCUCGUAGAAGGCUGUGAUGGAAUUUUAGGAGACAACUUUCGACCCACUCAACCACUUAGUGACAGAGUCAUCAGAGCCGCAUUCCAGUAAACAAAGAUGAAGGAAAAGUUCAUCCUCAUCCAGAGAGAGAAACAAUGGUCCCACAGUGCCCUUGGAUGAGGAAUGGAAAUUUAUGAGACCGCUGCUUCAGUUUAACCACACAAGCCUGCAUUGUCUGCCUCCAUCUAUUUGAGCCCUGAUGGACAGCUGUGACAGUUGUCCUGUCUACAAUGAUCCAGUGAAAUUCUGGGCAUAGCUUUAAACUAAAAAGAAAAAAAAAACAUGUUAAAUCUCCAAAUCAUUGCUGCUCACUUUCUCACUAUUCCAUAGUGUUUGGUCAUUCUCUGUACCAUGAGCGAUGAUAGUUUUAAAAAUUUGUGAAUGUGAUUAGGUAGUGUGCAUAAAAUUUUGUACAAUUUGGGAAAAGACUGAAACCCAUACUUGAGUAAUUCUCCGUUUCUAGACUAACUGAACAUUCUGCUCAUUCAGAGGACAAUAUGAUAUUCCUUAUAAAAUCAUUUGUUGUAUCAGGAAAAGCAUACAUAUUCAUAGGUCAGGGAUUUGAUAAAGGCUAGGUGUGUCAAUUACUCUCACAAUUAUUUUCAUCACAGCGCUUAUUUGAAGUACAGUUGAAGGUUAGUUUUUUGUCUUAUUUAUGUGCUGCAUAGAAAAUAAAUGGAUAUUUAUUGACAAUAGAAA